Messenger RNA from Drosophila mojavensis, 6863 nucleotides. RefSeq names its product la-related protein 1 (gene larp). Bases 643 to 6066 code for a protein of 1807 amino acids. Gene Ontology annotation, biological process: mRNA stabilization; positive regulation of translation. The record is from RefSeq and is a predicted model, not a curated record. Gene Ontology annotation, molecular function: RNA cap binding. The transcript has 7 exons. Gene Ontology annotation, cellular component: cytoplasmic stress granule; cytosol. NCBI's taxonomy places the organism in Eukaryota, Metazoa, Arthropoda, Insecta, Diptera, Drosophilidae.
CCUUUUCGACCGCGACGGGUAAAAAACCACAUGUCUUGCUCGGUAUCCGAGAUUUAUUAAAAUUAUGCUGCAUAGUGCUGUUAAAACAUAAACAAGUGCUUUUCGUGUCAACUAGUAACUGAAUAACUUUGCAAUUUGUGACAAUCUGUGUAAUAUAUUUGCAUUCGAGCUAAUUCGUAACCAAAAAACGUUCUAACUACCACAACCCACCAGCGCGUGAGUGAGCGAGCGAGCGAGAGCAAGUUACGGUGCGAGUGCAAAGAGUACGGAAACCGCAAAGCAAAGCAUACGAAAUAAAAACAACAACAACAACGGCAGCAGUAGAAGCAGAAGCGCAGCGCAUACGUGAAACGUUAGCAAAGCAACGAGCAAAGCAAAAAAAACGUCAAGUUGUGUAUCAAUUUUUUGUUGCUCUCGCGUGUUGUUUUCGUCGACUUGCCACACACACACAUUGUGAUUUAAGUUCUUGUUACUCGUUGACAUCCUCUGUAUUUGGUAAGGAAGCACCAAAGAGUUUCCCCAUCCAUCAACGAGAGCAAAGAUCAACCAGAGCCGAGCCACAAUCUGGAGUAGCGCAACGAAAGCUGCCUACUCAGAGAAUUGCAGCAGCAGGAGAAGCAGCAGACAUAAAUCGAACUCAAAAUGUCCAGCAGCAGCAGCAAGGAUGAUGCCACAGCAUCGAAUGCCGGCGCCGUUACCGUUGCCGCUGUUGCUGCAGCAUCUGCAGCGGCCACUGCAUCAUAUGCAAAUGUUGUCCAGAAUCUGGAUAACAAGAAGGCAGCAGUAGCCACUGCUACUGGCACUGCCACUGCUGCAGCCGCUGCCACUGUGGAUAACAAGGAGAAUCAACCGAAUUUGAAGACGCUCAAAUCGUGGAGUGAGGAAACCGCUGCUGCAGAGGCCGCUGUCGAAGAGUCGCCCACUGUGGGCGAGAAACGUGCCGCCGCUGGCGGCGACAAUACCGCUGAGAACUCUUCAGAACUGGAUGACAAUAAUGACUUUUUGCCGGUGCUCUCAUCGCAUCAUCGGCGUGACCGCAAAAAGGCACGCAAGGACAAGCCAACGCCGCGCGAAUACCGGGACAAGCAACAGCCGUCAGCUGGUGGCAGUGGCUCAGGUCCAGUUCAGGGCCAGGGCCAAAAGUCGGCUGCAGGACGUCGUCUGCCCGGCGGCAUCGAAGCUGACGGACGCAAGCAUAUGGCCAGGCAGCGCGUGCCACGCGGCAACAGUCCACGGAAAAACGUUGGCGCCCCGGGCGCCAGCACCAGCGGCAACGCCAACGGCAACGGCAAGACUCAAAAGGAACGCAAGUCUGAUACCUCACCCAGCGCCAGUCUGGAGGCUAACAACAGUGGCAACGAGGCCAAAGCCGGGGACACCGAUGCCCAGGCAGCCGCCUCCACUGCAGCAUCACCAGCUGCGCCACAGCCAAAACGCUUCAUCGCAGCGCCGCCGCCAAAGGUUAACGCUUGGAAGAUAUCAACAAAACAAGUGGGCAGCCCGAAAGCUGGCAGCUCGCCAUUGGACAAACGCGUCUUGCAGCCAAAAGCGCAACAGCAAUCAAAACAGACUGGCAGCAGCAAUAGCAACAGCAACAAUAAUAAUAAUAAUAGCAACAAAAAGACACAGCAGCAGCAGCAACCGCAGCAGCAACAACAACAACAACUGAAACAAGUGCAACAACAACAAGGAGCUGCAGCACAAACGGCAAUAAAGACCACGACAAUAACUGCAACAGCAACAACAGAAGCAGGAGCAACAGUAGCCGCAGCAGUUGUCGCAGUUACAGCAACAACAACAAAAGAAGCUAUUUCAACGAAUGUUGAUGCCAGUAUUGCGGAUGCGCUCGUUGGCUCAGUGGUAAAGGACAAAAGGAAGGUCAAUCAAAAGGCCAGCGACUUUAGCAACGUUGGUGAGUGGCCUACGCUUAUCGGCGGAGUUUCCGGCAGUGGCAAAGCCACCGUUAACGAGCCCAAACGUAACGCAACAAAAAAACAGCCUGUGGCCAAAGCAGUAACUGCAGCUGGCGUAGCAGCAGCAGGCACCACCUCAGCCAAUCAACCCGCAGCUUCAGUGACUACAGCAACAGCUGCCACAAGCAGCGACAGCAACGCCGAGCCAAACGUAGCCGCAGUUGCCACUAGCAGCAGCAGCAGCCAAGCCCAGAACGCCACAGUCAGCACGAGUCAGGAUGCCAAGAGCCAGCGAGAGGCCGAGCAACCCGCUGGCAGCGCAGCUGUCCCAGCUACUGGCGCCUUUGCCGGAGCUGCCACCAAUAAGAAAAUACCCAAGCACAAGUGGCGUCCACUGCAAAUCGAUCUGGCAAAGUCUAGCCGGCCCAAGCCCAUUGGUGGGCGGCCCAAUCGCCGGUUCAGCGACGAUGCAUACGAGCAGCGACGUCCGCCACGUGCUUACCAUGAGCGCGCUGGCCCAGCGGGAGCCCGAGGCUCUGAGGGCCACGCAGGAGGCGGCGGCCCAGCCGAAUCACGGCCACAUGGUGGCCGUUAUGCGUACAACGCACGCACGUCUGCUACGACCGAGCGCGUGGAUUCCUGGCGUAGCAGCGGCCCCAGUGCCGCUGUCUACGAUGAGCAGCGCUCCGGCAUCGGAGCCGAGGGGGCAGCCGGUGGUGCCGCAUCAGCGUCAGCGCCAGGGGCUGGCGGGUUGCGUGGGCCACGCCGCUUCCGGACGCCGUAUCGGGGCGGGCGGCAAGGGCGCGGUGGAUUCACAAGACCGGGACCAGGUCGUCCAACUAAUCGCAUACCACGCCAUCUGCUAGCUUCUGGCGAGUACGCCAACUACUUGCCGGCGGACGCAGCCGGCGCAGAUUCCUCGCAAUCCUACGUCCUCAUGGGCACCCACUAUUUCGGCAACGUGCCGGCUGCCUACAUUGAAAUGGACGCCACUAGCGUCAAAGAGGCCAUCAAGAAGCAAGUUGAAUACUAUUUUAGCGCCGAUAAUCUCACCGGCGAUUUCUUUUUGCGCCGUAAAAUGGACCCAGAGGGUUAUAUACCGGUCACUCUGAUCGCCUCGUUCCAUCGCGUCUUGGCGCUCACCACGGACGUGGCAUUAAUUGUCACCGCCAUCAAGGAGUCGGACAAGCUGGAACUUUUCGAGGGCUACAAGGUCCGCACAAAGACAACGCCCACCAUUUGGCCAAUUAGCGAUAUCAUUGAUGAAGCUGACAAGUCGAAGUUGCAGCCGAAGCUGCAACAGCAGCAACCACAGCAACAACAGAAGCAGCAGCCGGAAACCGUUACUGUGGAAGAGCCAGUGCUAAAGAAGACGGAGAAAGCAGAAAACCAGACUGAACCGCUCAAAGAGGCUGUGCAACCAGAGGCAUCGGUGGCAACUUUGUCAUCAACGCCACCGCCGCCAGUCAUAUUGAGCCCAGCCAUGGCGACGAGGCCAUUGAAUAGCAUACCGCCGCCGCCGGUGCCGCGCAAUUCGAAUCUGGUGCCUCAGAUGCUGCUGGAGAAGCAGCGACCCACAAUGGCGGCCAAAAACUCGGUGGAUGCGAUCAGUGCGCUCACCCAGCGUGUAGAGGGCGUUGUUGGCCAAAAGGCGGCGGCUGGGGCUGCCGCUGAGCUGGCCGAUCAUCUCAGUGGCCUCGCCGAGAGCGUGAAGCCCAAGAGUAGCUCGACGCCGGAGAAGCGAACGGCGGCGAAGGCAGCUGGAGCUGGAGCUGGAGCUGGUGAAGGCGAUGGGGUAGUAGCUGCUUUGGUGGCGGAGCCUGAGGGCAUGUGGAAAGAGGUAAAGAGACGCUCCAAAACAAAUGCUUUAAAAGAAAACGCUACUAAAUCUAUCAACAACAACAACAACAACACGACAACACAACAGCAAACGCUUUCACAAACGCUCAACAACAACAAUAACAAUGUAAAAAAUGUAAAGCCCAACAAGAACAACAACAACAACAACAACCACACCGUCACUGCAAACGCCACCUCGACCUCGUCCAUGUCCACCACGUCCACGUCCUCGUCCAAGUCCUCGUCUGCAUCAAACGCCACAUCCAACGCCUCAUCAGCCAGCAACACAUCCAUCGCUGCCUCUGUUACCACCAAUGCCACCGCCACUACCACCAAUACCACAACCACUUCCACCACUGCCACAAAAAACAAUAAAAAAUCAUCUUCUGGCAACGCUGCUUACACGACCAACUCCCAAUCCUCCUCCAAAACAGCUGCUGCUGCGCCAUCCGCUCAGUGCCAUGCCGAAAAAGAAGAACUAGACUUUCAAUUUGACGAGGAGCUAAUGGACCCCAUACCCGCCACCGGACGCAUCAACAACUUUACCGAAAACUUCUCCGACGACGAUGAAUCCGACUACGAAUUUGCUGACCGUGACAUCAACAAGCUGCUAAUUGUUGCCCAGGUGGGCCGACCACCCAAACACGAUGGCUACGAUCGCACCGCCGACUACACCUCACGUACGAAAAUCACUCAGGACUUAGAGAACAUAAUCAACGACGGGCUGGUCAACUACGAGGAGGACCUGUGGACCACCACCAAUGUGGUGCCCAACACCGACUAUCGCACCGUGAACGUCAUCUCACAGGCAGACUUUGAGAAGCUGGCGCCCAACAAGAGAGCACCAACCCAGUUGUCCCAUCAACCGCCGCCACCACCGCCGAGCUAUGUGGAUGAGCAUGAAGAUGCUGACGGCACCCUGGUGGAUGCUGAUGCCACACUCAAUUCGACGCUGAACUCCACACUGAAGUCACGUCGUGCGCGCUUCUAUGCCGCGCCCAACUCCCACUCAAUUGAUCCCCGCACUCCAAGGAAACGCAAAUUGCGUCACACCGCUAAUCCGCCGGUGGAAGCUCACGUCGGCUGGCUGCUGGAUACCGUGGAGCAUCGGCCCCGUACUACCUCGAUGGGCUCGUCGGCGGGCACAUCACCCACUACCUCGUCGUAUGGUUCCUUUGGAUCAUCGGUGCCGCAAUCUUUGCCCGUUUUCCAGCAUCCGUCGCAUGCGCUGCUCAAGGAGAACAACUUCACUCAGCAGGCCUAUCACAAGUAUCAUUCGCGCUGCCUGAAGGAGCGCCGUCGUCUGGGCUAUGGUCAAUCUCAAGAGAUGAACACCCUUUAUCGCUUCUGGUCCUUCUUCCUGCGCGAAAACUUUAACAAGAGCAUGUACAAUGAGUUCCGAACGCUGGCGCUAGAAGAUGCGCGCAACGGCUUCCGCUACGGGCUGGAGUGUCUGUUCCGUUUCUUCUCGUACGGCCUGGAAAAGAAGUUCCGCCCGAAUGUGUACCAGGACUUCCAGGACGAGACCAUUGCCGAUUAUGAAACAGGUCAACUGUACGGCCUGGAGAAGUUCUGGGCUUUCCUCAAGUACUAUAAGAACGGCGAGAAAUUGGAGGUGCAGCCGAAGUUGGCUGAAUAUCUAAAGAACUUCAAGACUAUCGAAGACUUCCGCGUUGUGGAGCCAGAGAUCAAUGAAAUGUUACAGGGUGUGGGUAGUCUGACCCCAGGGCGUCAGCUCAAUAGGCUGCGCAGCGUGUCCGAGAGUGAUGGCACAGCUGUGAUUACCGCUGGUGGAAGACGCCUGAACACCACCAUCACCAACCGCAGCGACUAUGUGGGUCGUCUGUUGCAGCAGCAGCAGCAGCAACAACAACAACAGCAACAGCACCAACAGCAGCAUAAUCAACACCAUCAGCAUCAGCAGGGCGGCUAUGGGGGCUAUGGACAGCAGCAAAAUCGUCGACGCACCGGCUCCUUUGGCAGCAGCACCGUGCGCGUGCGCAGUGGAUCCUUGGGCAAUAAGCCACAGGUGGUGAAUCGCAAUUAUCAGCAGGGACCACAGCACGAGCUGCGCCGCGGCGGCAGCAAUUCUGGCCUGGCGCCACACACACACAAACAGCGCCAAGGGCAACAGCAGCAGCAGCAACAGCACAAGUCAAAGCCGCAGGCAGCUGCUCAGAUUGGCGCACAGCUAAGUGCAGCACGUGCUAGCAAUUCAACCGGUCCAGUGGCAGCAACCACCUCGACCUCAGCAUCAGCAGCAACUGCAGCAGCUGGUACGUCAUCUUCCACCUCGUCGUCGUCGAAGAAGUAAUUCGUAAUUUCGCACCAAAACAUGGAUUAAGAUUAAUUAUGACUUACGAUUAGCUUGGAGCUACAAGUUGGAGGGUUUCGUUCGACUAUUCUCCAAUUCUCCUUUGUUUAUUCAAAUAAUUCAUAUAUAUUUUUUAGUAGUAUUUGAGUGAAGCGUUAUGUGGGAACAUCCGUUAGCGUUAGACUAAUUAAGUUAAAUUUGAACUUUGUUUAUUGCAAUUUCUUAAAGUUGGUUUAGUAGUUACGAUUAACUGUUUCGAUUGUUUUUUUUUUUCUUCUCUUUCUCAACGUCUAACUGAAACGAAUGCUUAUGAAAUGCUCAAUGUUUGUUGUUAGCGCAUGCAUACAUACAUACAUACACAGACACAGACACUGAUACAAACACACCCAUAUAUACAAACAGCACACAUAUACAUUCACAUACACAGGCAGCCUGUGCUCUGUGCCCAGUGCCAACCAGCUAUGAACUAAAUUUAUAAUUUUACAUUUUCAUCGCUUUUCAUUCACUGUUUGUUCAUAUUUGAAUAUAUAGAUGGUUAGAUAUUUGUAUAUUUUGUACGAGACAAACAAAUUUCCUACAGAAGCAGCGUUGUUAUUUGAACGCAUUGCCAUGAACUGUUGUACUAUAUAUACGAUAAAUAUAAAGGUCAAGAUAUAACGAUAAAUAAUAACCCUAAUAUAAUUACCAAAAACAAAAGAAAAACAAAAAAAAACGACAAAUGUAAACGAAAUUAAUAUACAGAAACCAAAUGAUCUUAAAGCAAAAGAAAUUUUGUACAUUAAAUAUGCGCAAAAGUA